AUGAGGAAGAAAGAAGAGGAAGCAAUAGAACUCCUGGAAAGCUGCAGGAUCAUCUUCGAGGCGCAGCCUCUGGUGGAGGUGGUUUUCGGCAGGAGCCCCUGGCCUGGCCUGGGGUACGCGGCCAGCGAGGAGAGCCGGCCGCGCGUUCUCACGGAAACGCUGGAGAGGAAGGCCCACUCCUCGUUGCCAGAAGGCGCGAGUAAAGCGUUUUUAAGAUGGCCCAGGGAGGCUGAUGUGGGCGGACGACGGCCUCCUGCAGCUCGGGCCAACCUCACCUUCCAGGAGCCGGCCGCCUACUACACGGCCCUGCACAGCGCCGUGCUGCGGGACCGGCCAGACGUGGCGCAGCUGGUGGGACGCCACGGGGCCAACCUCCAUCGCAGGGACCGGACGGCCAGGAAGGAGCCGGGGCGUCUCCCGGACCCUGGUGCAGACGUCGGUGCGGCCGACAAGCACGCAAAGACCGCUGCGCUCCGUGCGCUGGCCAGCAUCCAUCCGGAGAACAUCCAGCUCUUGCUGGCUGGAGGCGCGGACGUGAGGGCUGCCACCAGGAGACGCGUGCACUUCCUGCACUAGGCGGGGACCGUGCUGGAUCUCAUGGUGAACUCCCGGAAGCUCCCGCUGCCCGAGAACUUCGACGUCCACCAGGGCAGCCUGGCCGGCACAAUCCAGGCCCCGCGCUUCUCCCUGAGGCAUCCGGAGAGCUGCCCCUCCACCCCCAACCACCGGUGCUGGGUGUGUAUCCGGCUCCACCUGCAGCCGUGGCCCGUGGGUGCCCGGACAGGCUGAAGGGCAUCUGAGGGUCCCGGACUUCAGGAACGGGCCUGCACGGCUUUGGUCAACUCGUAACACCCGUGGGGCGGGCCCUUUGACCUGGGAGAAGACGUCUGGUGUUUGCCAGCCAGGUUCCUCGGCAGGAACCCAAGUCUCAGCCACACUAGAGA
Molecule: messenger RNA, 944 nt
Organism: Oryctolagus cuniculus (rabbit)
Lineage: Eukaryota; Metazoa; Chordata; Mammalia; Lagomorpha; Leporidae
Source: RefSeq, a predicted model, not a curated record